This is a messenger RNA of Chanos chanos (milkfish), 6616 nucleotides long. RefSeq names its product calcium-activated potassium channel subunit alpha-1. Gene Ontology annotation, molecular function: large conductance calcium-activated potassium channel activity. The record is from RefSeq and is a predicted model, not a curated record. Gene Ontology annotation, cellular component: postsynaptic membrane. The transcript is spliced from 30 exons. Gene Ontology annotation, biological process: potassium ion transmembrane transport. Lineage: Eukaryota; Metazoa; Chordata; Actinopteri; Gonorynchiformes; Chanidae. Bases 592 to 4203 code for a protein of 1203 amino acids.
CUGACCUAUGGCGGUCCAAACUGCGCUAUGAAAGAACAGUUAUCCACUUGUCGCGUCUUGUCUGUGAAUAAAAAGUACGCGAAUAUUUGAAUUCGGAGCGUACAACCCAACACUGAGAGACGGAAGAUGUCAGAAGAGAAUCACUCCGUGUGAGAGCGUUGAGGUGUCUUGACAAGGUGGAGUUUGAUAACGGGCAACGGAUACAGCGAUUGCUACCAGGAGGAAGAAAUUUUAGGUCUGCAGGCACUUAUCUUUCAUUUUUGUAAAAUUAGACUUUCACGGAAUCACCUGAAAGGGUGAUACAAACACUGUGUAAUAUGUAUAAAUUGAAAAAAUUUAUGAUAUGACUUAAAAUUCAGUGCCGAAAACAUUCGAUACAGCUUUGUCAGGACUUCACAUGCGUUUCGAGGAGGGGCAAGAGGAUUUCAAGUCAAACUCUUAUGUGCGUCACAGGUUGCACAGGGUGCUACUGAUUUAUACAAAGGGACACGGGGAAAUUGUCUGAAACGCACCGAGGAAAGGGUGGAGGACGAAGCAACAUGGCUGAAAAUCGGUUAGGGGGCGCUGGCAGUGUCUCCCAAAAGACUCUUCAUGUUACCAACUGAAAAUGGCAACCACACCGUUGGCAUUGACAGAAGUAUAAUGACAAAUUUUAUCAAUGAUAAUUUAAAAGCGGGUCCGUCCUCUGUCCGAAAGAUGAGUGUGAUAAUCCCGUACUCACCAGAUGUGCCCUGUGACAGCAAUGACCAGCGCAUGUGGUGGGCUUUCCUCGCCUCGUCUAUGGUCACUUUCUUUGGAGGUCUCUUCAUCAUUCUUCUGUGGAGAACUCUUAAAUAUUUGUGGACAGUGUGCUGCCACUGCAAAAUCAAAAACAAGGAUGCACAGAGGGUCAGUAAUCCUGGGGGACAGUCGGAGGGCGGGGUUAAGAGUGGGGGGGAUGAGAAGGAGGCGGACUCCGCUGCCAGUGAGGUGGGCUGGAUGACCUCUGUGAAAGACUGGGCAGGGGUGAUGAUCUCUGCCCAAACUCUGACUGGACGGGUUCUGGUGGUGUUGGUCUUUGCUCUCAGCAUUGGGGCACUUGUAAUAUACUUCAUUGAUUCCUCUGACCCGAUUGAGUCCUGCCAGAAUUUCAACAAGGACUUCACGUUGCAGAUUGACAUGGCCUUCAAUGUCUUCUUCUUGUUGUACUUCGGAUUACGCUUUAUUGCAGCCAAUGAUAAGCUGUGGUUUUGGCUGGAGGUGAAUUCAGUGGUGGACUUUUUCACUGUACCCCCUGUGUUUGUGUCUGUGUAUCUGAACAGGAGCUGGCUGGGGUUGAGGUUUUUAAGAGCCUUAAGACUGAUACAAUUCUCAGAAAUAUUACAGUUUUUGAAUAUCUUAAAAACUAGCAAUUCCAUAAAGCUGGUGAACUUGUGCUCAAUCUUCAUAAGCACAUGGCUGACAGCUGCAGGAUUCAUACAUUUGGUGGAAAACUCAGGGGAUCCUUGGGAAAACUUCCAAAAUUCCCAACCACUUUCCUACUGGGAAUGUGUCUACCUGCUCAUGGUGACAAUGUCCACUGUGGGCUAUGGAGACGUUUGUGCAAAAACAACCCUCGGACGCCUUUUCAUGGUCUUCUUCAUCCUCGGUGGACUGGCCAUGUUUGCCAGCUACGUCCCUGAAAUCAUAGAAUUAAUAGGAAACCGCAAGAAAUAUGGUGGUUCCUAUAGUGCUGUAAAUGGAAGAAAGCACAUUGUGGUCUGUGGUCAUAUCACACUGGAAAGUGUAUCCAACUUUCUCAAAGACUUCCUGCACAAGGACAGGGAUGAUGUCAAUGUAGAAAUUGUUUUUCUUCAUAAUAUUUCCCCUAAUCUUGAGUUGGAAGCCUUAUUCAAACGUCACUUCACACAAGUGGAGUUCUACCAAGGUUCUGUCCUCAACCCUCAUGAUCUAGCUCGGGUGAAGAUCGAGUCUGCAGAUGCCUGUUUGAUCUUAGCCAAUAAGUACUGUGCUGACCCUGAUGCAGAAGAUGCAUCCAACAUCAUGAGGGUGAUAUCCAUAAAGAACUACCAUCCAAAGAUUCGUAUUAUUACACAGAUGUUACAGUAUCACAAUAAGGCCCAUCUACUGAACAUUCCCAGCUGGAACUGGAAGGAGGGGGAUGAUGCUAUUUGCCUUGCUGAGCUGAAACUGGGUUUCAUUGCACAGAGCUGCCUUGCCCAAGGCCUGUCCACCAUGUUGGCCAACCUGUUCUCUAUGAGAUCAUUCAUCAAGAUUGAAGAGGACACAUGGCAGAAAUACUACUUGGAGGGAGUAGCCAAUGAAAUGUACACUGAGUACUUGUCCAGUGCCUUUGUCGGCUUAUCUUUUCCCGUGGUGUGCGAACUUUGUUAUGUGAAGUUAAAACUCCUGCUGAUAGCUAUCGAGUACAAGUCUGAUCAAAGGGAAAGCAGGCAUAGGAAGAUCACCCUCAUCAAUCCCGGAAAUCACGUAAAAAUGCAGGAGGGAACUCUGGGAUUCUUUAUAGCGAGUGAUGCCAAAGAAGUGAAGAGGGCACUUUACUAUUGUAAAGCAUGCCAUGAUGACAUCACAGACCCAAAACGCAUCAAAAAAUGUGGCUGCAAACGUAUGGAAGAGGACCAUCAGUCAACACUAUCGCCUAAAAAAAAACAACGCAACGGAGGAAUGAGGAAUUCUCCCAACUGCUCACCAAAAAUGAUGAGACACGAUCCCUUACUAAUCCCAGCACAUGACCAGAUGGAGACCAUGGAUGUGAGUGUGAAGAGGUACGACUCUACGGGCAUGUUUCACUGGUGUCCGUCCAAAGACAUUGAGAAGGUCAUUCUGACUCGUAGUGAGGCUGCUAUGACUGUGCUGAGCGGCCACGUGGUGGUGUGUAUAUUCGGAGAUGUUAAGUCGGCUCUGGUGGGGUUGCGUAACCUGGUGAUGCCUCUGAGAGCCAGUAACUUUCACUAUCACGAACUGAAGCCCAUUGUGUUUGUGGGUUCGCUUGAGUAUCUUAAGAGAGAAUGGGAAACGCUCCACAACUUCCCCAAGGUCUCCAUCUUACCUGGUAGUCCGCUGAGUCGAGCUGAUUUGAGGGCUGUCAACAUCAACCUCUGCGACAUGUGUGUCAUCCUGUCAGCCAAUCAGAACAAUAUCGACGAUGCGUCUCUUCAAGACAAGGAAUGCAUUCUGGCAUCACUCAACAUCAAGUCUAUGCAGUUUGAUGACAGCAUUGGGGUCUUGCAGGCUAAUUCUCAAGGUUUUACACCCCCGGGGAUGGACAGAUCGUCGCCGGAGAACAGCCCUGUUCACGGAUUGGUACGGCAAGCCUCCAUUACCACAGGGGCCAACAUCCCCAUCAUCACUGAACUGGUGAAUGACUCUAAUGUUCAGUUCCUGGACCAGGACGAUGAUGAUGACCCAGACACGGAGUUGUACCUCACCCAACCGUUUGCGUGUGGCACUGCCUUUGCAGUCAGCGUACUGGAUUCUCUAAUGAGUGCUACAUACUUCAACGACAACAUCCUCACUCUGAUUCGGACCCUGGUCACGGGCGGGGCAACUCCGGAGCUGGAAGGACUGUUGGCAGAGGAGAACGCUCUACGAGGGGGCUAUAGCACACCCCAGACCCUUGCUAACAGGGACAGGUGUCGUGUCGCACAGCUAGCGCUCUAUGAUGGGCCUUUCGCAGACCUAGGGGAUGGAGGCUGCUAUGGUGACUUAUUCUGUAAAGCGUUAAAAACAUACAACAUGCUGUGCUUUGGAAUAUACAGAUUAAGAGAUGCACACCUGAGUGCGCCAAGUCAGUGUACCAAACGGUAUGUGAUCACUAACCCACCCUAUGAGUUUGAGCUGGUUCCCACAGACCUCAUCUUCUGCCUGAUGCAGUUUGACCACAAUGCCGGCCAAUCACGUACCAGCCUGUCACACUCUUCCCAUUCCUCCCACACCUCCAGCAAAAAGAGCUCGUCCGUCCACUCUAUUCCCACCGCCCGCCCAAGCCGCAGUAAAAGCAGGGACCCACGCGACAAACAGAAUGCAUCAAGGAUGUGUAGAGGUGUCCCAGAAAAGACCUGGUUUACAGAUGAACCAGAGAAUUCUACCCCCAGGAACUUUCAAAUCAAACCCAUGAACCCUCACACAGUUAAUCAAGUCAAUCAGUAUAAAUCCACAAGCAACUUCAUUCCUCCCAUCAGAGAGGUGGAAGACGAAUGCUAAGCCUCAGGCAGUCUCAAACUGGGACGGAGAGAAACCCAGUUUUGCUCCAUUUCACAACAGAUCAAUGAAAACCGGUCUGGUCAAUGUAAGCUGUCUUUUUUUCUCCCUCACUGUGUACAGUAGGUAUUAUCUCUCAUGUUUUUUGACAAACUCUUUUAUAGGCAUCCAUAAGGACAGAUUAAUAUUAUGUAAUGUACAGCAACAUAGAUGAGUUAACAGACAAUCACUGUAAACUUGUAGUCGUCUGAUAAUUUCACUGAAAGUAUCAGAGGCAAUUGGUUGACAGUAAUGUCAAUUAUUUGUGGCCAGACUCAAAAAUGUUCCUGUUUUGGAGAAUGACGGCCACAACGGGGAAAUGAACGAAGAUGUUUAGCAAGGCACGAGGAGAGUUUUAAUCAGAAUGCUGAAAACGUUCUUCAUGAAUCCAAGGUUUUGAGUUUGGUUUGAAAAUUCAUGUGGCAAACAGCAUGUUCACAAAUCAAACAGAAUGCCACAGCACCCACUGUACAGUUCAAAAGUUCAAUAAAACUCUACAUCGCAAUGGUUGUAAUUACCAGUUAGUCAGUGUAUGUUAUAGACAGAAUGCAGCGAUUUAGUUUAUUUAGGCUUUUGGUUUCCUGGAAAGGCGUGAUUUUUUUUAAAUUGGGGAGGCAUUUUUGGAGAAAGAUUAUCUAAACAAGGCAUAGAGCCAUCAAAUCACUGGGCUGUCCAUUUAUGUUUUUAUUUAUUCAAAUUGAAGUCCUCUAGAGAGACAGAUUCUGUGCUUCUAUCCAGUGUUUAAAUGGUGUUUUAGAACUUGUCUUUUAACUUUUUAUAGUUUUGUUGGAAUACCAAAUCUUAAGAACUGGACAAGUAGAAAUGAGAAAGCUGAGGCUUUAUUUAUUAAAAAUGACCCCAUGCAUGUACUACACUCAGAAAAAUAAAAAUUAUUCAGAUUCUCUAGAGAACUGAGAAGUCCAGUUGACCAAUCAUGGUUGAGCUGUUUCAGAAAAGCAUGUUAUAUAGAUACUUUGGUAUUAAUGUGAAAAAAUAAGUUGAUGAAAACAUGCUUGAGUGAAACGUCGCAUUUAGACACAGAGUAAGCUCUGGGUAAGAGUGAAUUAGCAUGAGAGGAGAAUCCGAGCUUUAGAAUGCCACAUAUUGCACAGAGUGGGCGUGAAUGGGUCCCUCCUUUGGUUGUAGCAACUGCCUGACACGGGGGUUAAGAAUGGAGGCUUGGAUGGCAGCUUGUCAAGAUUUACAUACAAAAUCAAGUAACAAAAUAUGCACACACAGAAGACACACACACACACACACACAUUCUUAAAAACAGUGAAAACAAUGUGAAUUGCUGUACAUCCAAUACCCAAUUAAUACUCAAAUCUCUAACCCCUUAAAUGUUUCUGCUGGUUGCCCAUGGAUUAUUUGGGCUCUGUUCUCUACCUAUACUGGAAGUGGUAUUUACAUUUUAACAAUAUUGUGUCAUAAUGUCCUGUCUCAACUGUUUGAUUAGACCGAUCAGGUGGAUUAAGUAAAAGUCAUAUUUGUGUAGACUGUUAAAAGGCUUGGAAUACAGUACAAUCUGUAAUGUUUUAUAAUCAAAGAAGCAACAUUCCAUAUGUUUUCAUUUAUCAGCUGUUUCUUAUUUGGCAGACCAACGCAUCAGUGAAUAAGGUACAAUGUAUGUUUAAUGUUGAAUCUUAAAAAAUGCACAAUUAUAUUCGCCAUUCAUGAAUGUUGUCCAAAAGCAUGACAAGCAACCUAAACUACCUGUUAGCAUUUUUCAGUCAUUCAAUGUGUAUUUGCAUUAUUUGCAGGCAUUGAGGGUGUCCAAACUGUACAUGCCUCAAUGCUAGUCAUGUGUUAGGCAGAGCUACAACUGAAGGAGGAAUCCACAUGGCCCACCAAAGCAAAAAGUGGCAUGAAUGUUUUAGUACAGAGUGCUGUUGACCCUGCACUCACAUGUAUGGGUAUUAAUUGACAGAUAGACCAUUGGAAUGACUGAAAAAUGUAACAGUCAACCCCCUACAACAAAUUAGUGUGAUUUUUCACAGUUUUACAAUUUUACUCCUCUUUUUUGUUCAAAUGUAAAGGAGUAAGCAACAACUUUCUCCAGUUCUUUUGAGAAAGUAUAAAUAUUUUAUCCAAUUAACUCAUUAAUAUCAUUUAGGUGAAGAUGUCUCUGAGAAGUCAGAUAGACUGAGACCAUGAAAAUGCUUUAAUUUUAAUUUUUAAUGUUUUAAUUUUCUGGUGCUCAACUUCAAAAGAAAUCUGUAUUUUGGUUUAUUCAAGGCUUGCAGGGAGGGGAGAGUGGAAUUCGGAAGGACAGUGAUGAUGGUUCAUGUUUGAUGUUUUUUUGCAACAUAAAGAGUCUAAUUAUGAAUACGUUAUAUUAUCUUGUACAAAUGGCUUGUAAAUAAGUUGUACAUGAUCU